This is a messenger RNA of Dermacentor silvarum, 516 nucleotides long. RefSeq lists its product as uncharacterized. Bases 25 to 516 code for a protein of 163 amino acids. Gene Ontology annotation, biological process: symbiont-mediated perturbation of host defenses. Lineage: Eukaryota; Metazoa; Arthropoda; Arachnida; Ixodida; Ixodidae. The transcript is spliced from 5 exons. The record is from RefSeq and is a predicted model, not a curated record. Gene Ontology annotation, molecular function: amine binding.
CGAACGAGGGAAAAGCUUUACGUCAUGUAUCAAGACUACCCGCCAGAGAUUGGUGAUUACUGUCACUCCAUGCAAAAACAAUACCCAUAUGGAAAGCAUAGCCUCGUGUACAACUUUCGCUUUUUGGAUUAUUCUAUCUUGCCAGGCUUUCUGAUAGCAUUCAACACGACGCUGACCACUUCAAUAACAACCCACCAUCCGAGGGAAAAUGCUGCGACAUACAGAAUUUGCAAUGGUUGCUUGGAAUACAAACACAAGUUAAUGUUCACUGAUACUUACAAGGAUUGUUUUAUUCUUAUUCAAAACCUGUAUGCCGGUGGAAAAGGAUGCCAGCUACUGCUAAGAGAACAUGUUGUGAACAAGAAGAUUUCAACAGAGUGCGAGCGAGUGUUCAAAAAGAAUUGCAGAGGGAAAAAAUUUAAUCUUUACAAAGACGAAUGCAAUACAUACAGUGCAUUAGGACGCCACAUGGGAAUGGCUGUCAUGGGAGCAGCACAAAGCUCCUUCUUCCUGUGA